Molecule: messenger RNA, 3564 nt
Organism: Melopsittacus undulatus (budgerigar)
Lineage: Eukaryota; Metazoa; Chordata; Aves; Psittaciformes; Psittaculidae
Gene: MYB
Product: MYB proto-oncogene, transcription factor
Exons: 16
Coding region: 147-2228 (693 amino acids)
Biological process (GO): positive regulation of transcription by RNA polymerase II; mitotic cell cycle
Cellular component (GO): nucleus
Molecular function (GO): DNA-binding transcription factor activity, RNA polymerase II-specific; RNA polymerase II cis-regulatory region sequence-specific DNA binding
Source: RefSeq, a predicted model, not a curated record
CUUUAAUCUCAACCUGUUUCCUCCUCCUCCUCCCGCGGCUCCUCGGCACUCCCGUGCGCGGCGGCGGAGCGCCUGGGCGCAGCCCGGCAGCAGGACGCAGCGGCGGGCGCGGGCUCCCCCGUCCUCCCCCAGCGGCCGGUGCGAGGAUGGCUCGGAGACCCCGGCACAGUAUAUACAGUAGUGAUGAUGAUGAUGAAGAUGUUGAGAUGUAUGAUCAUGAUUACGAUGGUCUGCUUCCUAAGACUGGAAAACGUCACUUAGGAAAAACCAGGUGGACCCGCGAAGAGGAUGAGAAACUGAAGAAGCUGGUGGAGCAGAAUGGCACAGAAGACUGGAAAGUCAUUGCCAAUUUCCUUCCUAAUCGGACAGAUGUUCAGUGCCAGCACCGAUGGCAGAAGGUAUUAAACCCAGAACUUAUUAAAGGCCCGUGGACUAAAGAGGAGGAUCAAAGGGUAAUAGAACUCGUGCAGAAAUACGGUCCAAAGCGCUGGUCUGUCAUUGCUAAGCAUUUGAAGGGAAGGAUUGGAAAACAGUGCAGAGAGAGGUGGCACAACCAUUUGAAUCCAGAAGUGAAGAAAACCUCCUGGACAGAAGAGGAAGAUAGAAUUAUUUACCAGGCACACAAGAGGCUGGGAAACAGAUGGGCAGAAAUCGCAAAGUUGCUGCCUGGACGAACUGAUAAUGCUAUCAAGAACCACUGGAAUUCCACCAUGCGCCGCAAGGUUGAGCAAGAAGGCUACCUGCAAGAGUCCUCCAAAGCCUGUCACUCCUCAGCAGCCACUGGCUUUCAGAAGAACAGCCAUUUGAUGGCCUUUGCUCACAACCCACCUUCUGCACAGCUGCCAGUUGCUGGCCAGCCAGCGCUGAGCAGUGACUACCCCUACUACCACAUUUCUGAGCCGCAAAAUGUCCCUGGUCAGAUCCCGUAUCCAGUAGCACUGCACGUAAAUAUUGUCAAUGUUCCUCAACCAGCUGCUGCAGCUAUUCAGAGACACUAUAAUGAUGAAGACCCUGAGAAAGAAAAGCGAAUAAAGGAAUUAGAGUUGCUACUAAUGUCGACUGAGAAUGAACUGAAAGGGCAGCAGGCAUUACCAACACAGAACCACACAUCAAACUACCCCGGCUGGCACAGCACCACAGUUGCUGACAGUACCAGGAGCAGUGGUGACAAUGCACCUGUUUCCUGUUUGGGGGAACAUCACCACUGUACUCCAUCUCCACCAGUGGAUCAUGGUUGCCUACCUGAGGAAAGUGCAUCCCCUGCACGGUGCAUGAUUGUUCACCAGAGCAACAUCCUGGAUAAUGUUAAGAAUCUCUUAGAAUUUGCAGAAACACUUCAGUUAAUAGACUCCGGCAGUGCGUCUCCAUGGGUCCUUCUUCGCAAAAGGAGAGGGCACUCCGGCCCCUUAGCCAGUGGGCACAGUAGCAGCUUGGUCCUAGCUGACGUCAGCAGCUCAACUCCUCCUAAGCGCUCCCCUGUCAAAAGCCUGCCCUUCUCUCCCUCGCAGUUCUUAAACACCUCAUCCAACCACGAAAACGUGACCCUGGACAAUCCUGCACUAACAUCCACGCCAGUGUGUGGCCAUAAGAUGGCUGUCACCACACCAUUCCAGAGGGACCAGACUUUCAAAGCUCAGAAGGAAAAUCAUGUUUUCAGAACUCCAGCAAUCAAGAGGUCGAUAUUAGAGAGCUCUCCAAGAACACCCACUCCAUUCAAAAAUGCACUUGCAGCUCAGGAAAUCAAAUAUGGUCCUUUGAAGAUGCUGCCUCAAACUCCGACUCAUCUUGUAGAAGAUCUGCAGGACGUUAUCAAGCAGGAGUCAGAGGAAUCUGCAAUAGUGGCUGGGCUACAUGAAAGCGGCCCCCCUUUGCUGAAGAAAAUCAAACAAGAGGUGGAGUCUCCAACAGAUAAAGCUGGAAAUUUUUUCUGCUCGAAUCACUGGGAAGGAGAAAACCUGAACACUCAGCUCUUCACACAUGCAUCCACUAUGGAAGAUGUGCCAAAUCUUCUCACCAGCUCCAUUUUAAAGAUGCCUGUGGCUGAAGAGGAUGGUAGUUUUCACAAAACAGUUGCAGUACCUAGGAACAGACCACUAACUAGUCCGCUGCAGCAUCUCAACAACACUUGGGAGUCAGCAUCCUGUGGGAAGAUCGAGGAUCAGAUGGCACUGACAGAUCAAGCACACAAGUACAUGACCGCCUUCCCCACCCGGACUCUGGUGAUGUGAAAGGGUCGACGGACAGAGAAGCAUUAUGGUUUUGAGAACACUUCGCCUCCAAUGGGAAAUUCCUGUUCCUCUGCAUGAAAACUUUUCAUGAAUGGGAGAAGAGCCUAUCUUUGUUGUGGUACAACAGUUGGGAGCAGCACAAAGUGCAUUUAGUCACUCAGCAUGUAUAUUCUUGUUGGAUUUCACCCAACUUAAGAGGAUUGUUUUGUUGUGUUUUUUUUUAAUGAUACUUGCCUAAAUUAUUAGGUACUAAGUUUGAAUCAGUAAUUAAUGAUCUUAAGUGCAGACUUAUAAUAAUGAUAAUUUUUCUUGUACUUUUGGAGAUCAAGCAGACCUAAUACACCAGUAUUGUUAUUUCAGUGAUGUGCUAGCCAGGGGUGGGGGUUUGUUUGUUUCUUUUUUAAUUUUUUAUAAUAAAAGAGCAGGUACUCAAACAGAUGUAUUUUAAAUCACUGAACAAAAUGCAUUGGUAUAAAAGUACUGAAGUGAAAAGCAUUACUACAAACCCUAGUCUGUGCAAAGGGGGAAGACUGAUCAAGAUCAUGAAUGCUCAAACAUCCAUGCCUCUUGAAAUUCUCUUUUCUGUUAUGGUUCUAGACCAUUAUUCAUUGUGUGUUUCUGUCGGGGGGGGGUAAUUAGCUUGCUUGAAAAAACAUUACUGUAUGAAACAUAGAUUUAUGAGAAAAAUUAUAUUUUUUAUUCAGUAAUUUAAUUUUGUAAAUGCCAAAUGAAUACUGUGUUUUGCUGCUACAGACCUUAGCGUGUAGACAUGCUGCUAGUGUAAAAGGAGUAGAGCUUUAUAUGGAAAGAAAACAAAUGUUGAUGUUAGCUAAUUGACUAUGCACUAGCAUUUCAAAUCUUUUUAUUUUAAAUUUUUUUACAUCACUUAUAUUUUUUCCCCUUUUGUUUUUUUAUAAGCAAUAUUUUUGAACACUGUUCCUGGGAGACUUUCUUUUCUUUUUUGUCUAGAUGUGCUGUUUUGUUUCUCAUUGGUUUGUAACAGCAUGCAUUGCACCUUCAUACAUUUGGGAGAUCGCUGUUGUGUUCAUGUUGUUUGUUUUGUUCCAUGUCUACCUAAUUGUUCCCUAGCUUGGGUCUUGUAUACUGAAUCAGGUUCUUAGAAAUACAUGGUUCUAUGUACUGCCGUACCAAAUCUUUACCAAUAUGGCAAAACACUGAUUUUAUUUUAUUUUUUUAUUGUUUGGGUUUUUUUAUAACAGCCUCUAACUUUGCUGCCUUAAAAGCAUUUGGUGCGGCUUCACCUGCACUUAAUUUUUUAUACGAAAAUGUACUGCCUUGUAGAUAAAUAAAGUGUGUUCUUUUUUACUUAAACCUA